AUGAAAUUGUACUGUUUGUCUGGUCAUCCAACACUACCUUGCAAUGUCCUCAAAUUUAAGUCCACCACCAUUAUGCUGGACUGUGGACUGGACACCACCUCAGUCCUCAACUUCUUGCCCCUUCCUCUUGUGCACAGCCCAAGACUCUCUAAGCUACCCGGUUGGGUCUCAAAAGAUGGAACAAUAAACUUGGAGAAGGAGCUAAAGGAGUGUGCAGGAAGAGUUUUUGUGGACUCACAGCCAGAGUUCUGUCUCCCUGAGAGAGAGCUGCUGGAUCUAUCAACCAUAGAUGUCAUCCUGAUCUCUAAUUACCAUUGUAUGAUGGCCCUGCCUUACAUCACAGAACACACAGGCUUCACUGGGACAGUAUAUGCGACUGAGCCCACCCUACAGAUAGGCAGACUGCUGAUGGAGGAGCUGGUGAACUUCAUGGAGCGAGUUCCUAAAGCUCAGUCUGCCACCUGCUGGAAGAACAAGGAAAUACAAAGGAUGCUUCCUGGACCAUUGAAAGAUGCUGUGGAAGUGUGGACGUGGAAGCGAUGCUACAGUAUGCAGGAGGUCAACUCCGCUCUGAGCAAAGUACAGCUUGUGGGUUAUUCACAGAAAGUGGAGUUAUUUGGAGCUGUGCAGAUUUCCCCUUUAAGUUCUGGAUACUCAUUGGGAAGCUCCAACUGGAUCAUCCAAUCUCAUCAUGAGAAGGUUUCUUACGUGUCGGGAUCAUCCCUACUCACCACACAUCCACAGCCCAUGGAUCAAAGUUCUCUGAAGAACAGUGACGUUCUGAUACUGACAGGCCUCACCCAAAUGCCCACCGCCAACCCAGACGGCAUGCUGGGGGAAUUCUGCAGCAACCUUGCCAUGACGAUACGUGCAGGAGGCAAUGUGCUGGUGCCGUGCUACUCAUCAGGAGUGAUCUAUGACCUGCUGGAGUGUCUCUACCAGUUUAUUGAGAGCGCCAACCUGGGCACCACACCAUUCUACUUCAUCUCACCCGUUGCCAACAGCUCACUGGAGUUCUCUCAGAUCUUUGCUGAGUGGCUUUGUCACAACAAGCAGACAAAGGUGUAUCUUCCAGAGCCUCCAUUCCCUCAUGCAGAGCUGAUCCAGACCAACAAACUGAAGCACUACCCCAGCAUUCACGGAGACUUCAGCAGUGAGUUCCGUCAGCCGUGCGUGGUGUUCACUGGCCACCCUUCGCUGCGUUUUGGGGAUGUAGUUCACUUCAUGGAGCUGUGGGGGAAGUCCAGCCUCAACACCAUCAUCUUUACUGAGCCAGACUUCUCCUACCUGGAUGCCCUUGCUCCCUACCAGCCUCUGGCAAUGAAGUGUGUUUACUGUCCCAUCGACACACGACUCAACUUCCACCAAGUCUCAAAGUUGCUCAAGGAGGUCCAGCCGCUCCAUGUCGUAUGUCCAGAGCAGUACACCCAGCCCCCACUGAGCCAGUCUCACCGAUCGGACCUGAUGCUAGAGCUGCAGCCCCCUCCCAUGCCAUACAGACGCUGCUCUGUGCUCAACCUGCCCUUCAGACGCCGCUACGAGCGCGUCUACAUCCUGCCCGAGCUGGCGAAUUCCCUGGUGCCUUCUGAGAUCAAACCUGGCACCUCAGUGGCAACCGUGUCGGCGGUGCUACACUCCAAAGACAACAAGCACACGCUACAGUCAGUGCCGAAGCCCCCUCCAGCCCCCCCAACGAAGAAGAGGAAGCGUGUCAUUGAGGAGCCGCCGGUGGUGUUGGCCCCCAAACCAUUACUGAGUGGAGCUGUGCCCCUCGAAGCUUUCCUGGCCACGCUACAGAAGCACGGCAUCUCAGAGGUCAAAGUGGAGGAGACGGCAGAUGGACACAUCCUGCACCUCCAGGCCGAGGACACGCUGAUUCAGCUGGAGGAGGACGGCACACACAUCGUCUGCGACAAUAACGAGCCUCUGCGCACCACGCUACGUGACCUGGUUCUACGCUUCCUGCAGAAACUCUAAGUGUGAAACGACAUCUCUGCUUCGUCGAACCAGAAACAGAACUGACGGGGGAAAAAUAACAACUGUAAACGGACGGUUUCCUUCUCAGCUAACACUGAACAUUUACAGUUGUUUUUACUGUAAACCCUGGUUUAUAUUUUGUAAAAAGUAUUUUGUAUUAAAAGGUUUUUGAGCUCCU
Messenger RNA from Sphaeramia orbicularis (orbiculate cardinalfish), 2155 nucleotides. RefSeq names its product integrator complex subunit 9 (gene ints9). NCBI's taxonomy places the organism in Eukaryota, Metazoa, Chordata, Actinopteri, Kurtiformes, Apogonidae. Gene Ontology annotation, biological process: snRNA 3'-end processing. The record is from RefSeq and is a predicted model, not a curated record. Gene Ontology annotation, cellular component: integrator complex. Bases 1 to 1977 code for a protein of 658 amino acids. The transcript has 17 exons.